CUCCAUUUGUUUAUUAUUUGGAUUCAUAUAAUUAAUUGAAAUUUUUUUCAAAAAAAACUUUUUACAAGCGAAAAUGGGUGGAAAACAAAACAGAACACGAAAUAAUGUUAGGCCCUCAAACAGUGGUCGUAGUGCAGCAAUGCUUAACUCCACCCUACCUCAAUUCACAGGCUUUUCCGGAUCAAACGAAUCCACCAAGUUACCCUCGUUUUCCUUCAACCGCGCAGACGAAUUCGAAUCUUCUUUGGACGACAAUUUCCAGUUGGUUUUGAAAAAAGUCUCCAAAAAGGACAGCACCACAAAACUGAAAGGACUACAAGAGUUUGCUGACAUCCUCGAAAAAGCUGAUCCCCCAAUAAUUAAAACCCUUCUACCUAUUUGGCCAAGAUAUUAUAGUAUUUUAGCAAUACAUCCAGAUAAUAGAAUAAGAGAGGCCGCACAAAAUGCUCACCGUGUUAUCGUUUUGAAAGCCAAACGUGAUAUUGCACCUUAUUUGAAGCAAUUGAUGGCACCCUGGUAUACUUCUCAGUACGAUAACUAUCCUGCGGCUGCAGCAGCUGCAAUAAAAGCAUUCAAAGAUACGUUUUCUCCAGAAAAACUCAAAGAAGCUAUUUUAUUUUGUCAACAAGAAAUUCUUAAUUACAUACAUGAUAAUCUAGUGAAUCAAUCUGCUGAAAAUAUGCUGUCUUCAAGUCAACUCUCAUCUGAAGAAGCUGAAGCUAGAUACGAAAGAGUUGUGAUAUCUUGCCUGCAAGGCUACGCAAUGUAUUUAAAAGAGGCAAAUAAUGAAAAAAUUAACGAGUCUUUGGAUUUGAAUAAUCAAAUUAUAACAAAUAAAAAGUUUUGGAAAUUUGCUUCCAGUAAGGUGGCUUUAGUUAAAUCUUCUUGGUUUCAAGUAAUUUCAGUUAUUCUUCAAAAAGCUGAUUAUUUACUAAGCAAGAAGGAAACGCAAACAUUAUUGUUGACUAUUUUGAAUAAUUUAAACGAUGAAGAACCAACUGUUUUGCCUCAUAUUUGGGAGUGUCUCCUGUUAGCUACAUCUACCGAAGAAAGAUGGAAAUGUAUAAACAUAGAGCAACAAUUUACACCAACGAUAAUGAGCAUUUUGAAACAAGCCGGUAAUGAUAAUGCUGCUUUAAUUUACCCAAACUUUUUGCCUCUUAUUUCAAAUGUGCCUUUAUUAGAUGAGAAAAAGAAACAAUUUUAUGCAAGCUUUUUUGAAAACAUGAGUGUAGGACUUAAAUUGAAAUCAGUUGCAGGCAACGCUCAAUCAACAAACAUAAUUGCAAAAGCUUACAUUGAGUGUUUGCAAUUUUUGAUUAGGAAAAAUCUAGAUGAUGUGAUUUUUUGCAAGAAUUUGAUCAAGCAACUUUGCAAGGUGUUAGAAUGGUGCAUGACGAAAGAUGCAGUUUCAUAUUCGACUAUUUUCUAUCAAACCACAAGUUUUGUUGAGUAUUUACAGAAAAAUAGCAAUUUGAAAGACAUACAAGUUUUGGUUGAGUUUUUUACUAAUUUGUUGCAAGAUUCAUUUUAUCUUUCAAUUAAUAAGGCUUCAAAUAGUAUUGGUGCAAUAGCAGAAAGGCAGGUGGAAUUUCUGUUGUUGCUUAAACAAAAACAAGAAAAGCCUGAUGAAUUUUAUUUUAACAAAGUACAAAAUGUUGCUAUGAAGUUAAUGGAAGUUUACUUGAAUUAUACUGAAGAAAAAUCCUCAAACGAAUUAUUACCGCAAGUGUAUAUUUUAACAGAAGAAUUUGAUAGUAAAUUAGUAUUUGAGAUAUUAUUUAAGCAAUUAAAAACUGAAAAUUAUAUGGAAAUUUAUACAAAAGGAUUGAAAAACUGGCUCUUGUCUGAACAAAUUUAUUGCAGCAGCGUUAUAAACUUAGUAUUUGCUUUACUUGGAAAUCUUGAAGCAAAUGACAAAGAAGCUGUUUUAAAUAACCUCCUAGAGAUCAAUCAGCCUAAUUGUAUUACUUGGUCACUGUUAAGGGCAGUUUCAGCUCCAUAUAAAAACGACACCGUAAUACAAAAGUGGCUCAAAAGUGACACUAUUUCUAACUUAAUAAUUUCCAUUGCUGGAAAAUAUAUUAAUGGAGAAGCCAAUGAGGAAAUGAUAAAUGUUUUUAAGACCUCUUUAGAAUCACUUAUCAGUAAAGAUAUAUUAAACAGAAUUGUUGAAGCUUUAUCAGAGAAUCUUCAACAGGAAAAUCUUAAAAUAGAUUCAAGUUUAGACUUGGCUUCGGAUAUUUGUGAAGUAAUUUACACGUCAACUUAUAAGCUUACUUAUGGAAGUAAGUUGCUGUUGACGAUAUUCAAAUUAUCUUGUAAUUUGGCUAAUGAAGAUUUGAAUGUUAUAUGGCAAAAAUCACUAGGCACUCUUUUGAAAUGUCUUGAGGAUAAGGAAAGGGAAGACUUACUGGAGGAAUUAUUUGAAAUUAUCGAAGAUGUUUUUAGUAGGAUGUUGAUUAAAGGAAAUGUUCAAUUAAUCGAUGAAAUUUUGACAGAGCUAUUGGAAACUGUUUAUGGAAAUCAAGAAAAUUUAACUACUUGGGUUGUAGGGUAUUUGUCUAAGAAGUCAGAGAGGAUUUCUGGUGAAAUUGAUGUACUUGGACUUUGUAAGGUUGCAAAAUAUGUGAAAGAAGGCCUAGACAUUUUCCAUGAUGAAUUAAUAAUUCAAAAACCCUUCAACGCAGAAAGUCUGUUAUCCUACUACGUGAAUUAUUUUCUGAAAAUUCAAGUUUUAAGCACCACUUUACGCGAUGGAAAUAAAAUUAUCGAUUUGGUUAUUGAUCCUGUGGAUAAUCUAGUAGAGCUGUUUUAUUCUUACUUGAUUGCUGACAUGUUUUUGGAAAAUUUUGGAAACGUGAAGUACUAUAGAGAAUUACACAGCUUCCAUACGAUGUAUCGUCAGCAAAUCAAUGGAAUAAUGAAAUCCAUAAACCAAAACACUGUAGAAGAAAUUGAUAAUCAGCUAACGGAAAACUUGAAUUUAGGUUGGUUCUGGUACCAAGCACGUACCUUGUUCCAGCAAACUCUCUGCGAAUUGCAAGAUGUUUCAAAUUUGUCUUGUAACCCUGAUAAUAAGGACGCAUCAAGCGCUUCAACUGGCAUUACAUAUUAUUGUAAUGGAAAAGUCAAAAAAACUUUUGUGGGGGAUGAUGACUAUAUGGAAGAAAUAUUCGUAACUUUGUUCGAGGAAGUUGAUAAUGUCAGGAAAGAUAAUUUAGCUCAGUUUUUGUAUGAAAAUAGUGAUAUUUCUUGGGAAUGUGCAAAUAAAAUUAUCAGAUCCAUUAGGAAAUGUACAAUGUUGAUGGAAAAGCUUAAAUUAACUCAACGCUAUUGGGAUUUUAUUGUGCUUUCUUUGGUUUCUUGGGCUUCAAAUUGCUUCAAGGCCAGAAGGCAAAUUCACCAAUAUCAGUAUCAAGCAAUGUUGGUCUCAGUAUCAGAGCUUUACAUAUCAGUUUGUAAAAGAAUUGAAAAAUUAAAAAUAGAACAACCAAAUUCAAAUUUUAUUAGUGAAUGGGAAGAUAUCCUUUUGGAAGGCAUCCAUGCUGAUAUUGCCAGAAUUUGGUACUUUUUAGCAGAUCAUUUCAGCAAACCUAGUGAAGACUCCAUAAUCAACCUACCCAUUCUGCAAUCUUUUGUAAAAGUAUCAGAUUAUUUGCGUCACGAUUUGAUUUUCAAAGGCCAAGAAAACCUCCCUAAAUGGACAAAGUUCUUCCAACACACUUUACAUACUUUACUAACCAAUUCUCAAGAGAUAUUACAACUAUGGGGCUACAGUAUGUUGUUAACAUUAUUGCCAGGAUUAGUAAAACUCGACGAAGAAUCAGUAAAAACAACUACACCUCACAGAAAUGGAUUAAUUUUCGAACAAUUCAAAGUGAAAAUUGACAAAAUUCAAGACAUCGUUAAUAGCGUUUUAAUAGAUUUUCGUAUAGGAGAAAAUAGCUGUACGGUAGAGCCAUCUUAUGAUUCAUAUACCUAUACUUUGGCCUAUUUACUCGUGUGGGAUGUCAUGUUAGGUUUGUGUCAGAAAGCAUCGCCUGAAUUGAGGUUUCAGUAUUCCGAUUGGCUGAAAGAUGGUUCCAUACUUAAUCAAUUUUUCACAAAUAUCUUCAAACUAAUGCCCAUAGAAACGUUGCUACACGAAAUAGGAGACUCCAAAAUCCACACUGAUACCUUCACAACUAAACCUAUAGACUCUACAGGUUCUUCUCGUUUUUACGGUAGCCACAUGAUUGAAAAUUUAGCCUGUUACUUGUUUAAAUCAGCAGUUGAACAUUUCCCAGCAUUGGUAAGACAGUGGUGGACAGUUUUAGACAUAAAAACGUCCCAAAUUGUUGAAAAAGUUACCAGUUUAUAUGUAUCACCUUACAUUUGCGAUGCCGAGCUUGAUAAUGUAGUACAAAACCAAAACGCUUUCAAAAACUUGAAGGUGAAAGUAAUGCCAAAUGUACGAGAAAUCAAAGCAGUUUACACAGUAGAUGAAGCUCAAAUGGAACUAACCAUAACACUUCCCAGUAAUUACCCGUUAGGUAAUCCAAUUAUAUUUUGUGAUAGACAAAUAAGCGGUGCCAACCAGAAACAAUGGUUGCUCCAAAUCAAAAAAUGUGUCCUGCAUCAAAACGGUAAAAUUUGGGACGGUUUAUCCUUGUGGAACUCGAAUCUGGAUAGGAAAUUCGAUGGAAUCGAGGAAUGUUACAUUUGCUAUGCAGUUUUACAUUCCGGUGCUAAUCAGUUACCAAAAUUGACCUGUCGGACUUGUAAGAAGAAGUUUCAUUCUGUCUGUUUGUACAAAUGGUUCAGUACAAGUAACAAGAGCAGUUGUCCUAUAUGUAGAAAUUUGUUUUAAACAUUAUUUUGUUAUGUAAAGUUUAAUAAAACACAAAUAAUUGGCAAAAUUUUACUAUUUGAGGUGACAAGCAAAAAAUGUACAAAGUAAAUCCUGAAAUCUUCAAAUAAAUGCUUGUGCGUAUUACGAUUUCCAAAAGUUUGGGGCCAAAGUUAAUCUCCUUUCAAAAUUGGUGUACCAGUUUUGUACUGUUGAUAAUGGGACAUAAGUGGCAGUAGGAUCUGGAACCAUAUUAGCUUGGUUUAUGGUGUAGGAUAAAACAUAGUCCAUGAAAUUUUUCAACAUUUUCUGGGCAAAAUUCACUUGAGUCGUUUGACCGUCUGGCGAUGGAACUUCGCGGAUAUUACAUAGUGGUUCUAAAAAAAAAAUUAAAAAAUAUUAACAUUAAAAAUGUAAGUCUAGGAUAUAUUUUACCUAUACUAAUUCCUAUUUGAGCAUUAUGAACAAUGUGCGAUUGUCCAAACAUCAUGUUUGAAUAAUCGCUCAUUUCUUCUAGCCUCUUGAAAUUUGAUAUUUUAAAUAUUACCGAGGGCUUUUGGUUGGAAAUGUAACCCAGCAGUUGCCAGUUGGGUGGAGCGUUUGGAUCAGGCCAGCUGAAAUAAACUACAAAAAUGGGAUUACAAAUUACAGAUAAAAUGUAUUAAGGAUUGUUCAUUACCUUGACCUGCAGUUCCUUCUGGAAAGGGAACGCUUCCAGUUAGAAAGACAACAAUGUGAUUUAUGUUAUCAGCAUCGGGGAUUGUAGUUACGAAAUGUGCUUCAUUUAUUUGUUGGAAUUCAGUUUGUACCUGAAAUAGCAAUAAUUAUAAAAAUCAACUUACAAAAACUGAAAUUGGGAAUGUUGAGAACAAACAAUUAUUUACACUGAUGAUGGGACUGAUGGGAGUAUAUGAAGUUAGUGUUUUACUUCAUCAAUAUAUCAUGUAGGUCUUAGUUACUUCAUGAUCUUUGUUAAAUUUACAAAAUUGAUAAUUUCUUUUAUAUUAAAAAUGUCAUCUCUGGAACAAUUUUACUCUGGUCAGUCUGCAAUUCAAUAGAGAGCAAAUCCAAAUUGAUGAAAACUUCAAACGUCUUGACUGGAGAAAUCGAAAUAGAAGGUAGAAUAGAGUCAGCAAGACUUUUAAAUUUCAAAAAAUUCCUGACCAACAAAGAACUUUGGUAUGGUGUGCAAGCAUGGAUGAAUAUUUGAGAAUUU
Molecule: messenger RNA, 6047 nt
Organism: Ceutorhynchus assimilis (cabbage seed weevil)
Lineage: Eukaryota; Metazoa; Arthropoda; Insecta; Coleoptera; Curculionidae
Source: the annotation of a GenBank genome assembly